AUGUCGGUAAGUCGAGCUCUUAGCUCGGCGUACUCACUACUCAACACACACGCACUCUUGGAGACGUUGGCGCGAUUGCUACCCAACGAUUCGCUUUCGUUCAAUCCGCUCACCGACACCCUCAAGGACAAGGACGGCAAGGAGUUCAAGCUCAAGGAGCCAACCGGCCAGGGUCUGCCAGACCGUGGCUACGACCCAGGCAUGGACACUUACCAGCACCCUCCAGAGGACCGCUCGUCCAUCUCAGUCGCCGUCUCCCCGCAGUCCGACCGUCUCCAGAUCCUCGAGCCAUUCGAGGCAUGGAACGGUAAGGACGCAGAGAACGUCCCAAUCUUGAUCAAGGCUCAGGGCAAGACUACCACUGAUCACAUCUCGAUGGCUGGUCCUUGGUUGAAGUACCGUGGUCACUUGGACAACAUUUCGAACAACAUGCUUAUCGGUGCCAUCAACGAGGCCAACGGCGAGGCCAACAAGAUCAAGAACCAGGAGACUGGUGAGGUCGACGCUGUCCCAGCUGUUGCCCGUGACUACAAGAAGAGAGGCAUCAAGUGGGUUGUCAUUGGCGACUGGAACUACGGCGAGGGCUCUUCCCGUGAGCACGCUGCUCUCGAGCCAAGACAUCUUGGUGGUCUCGCAAUCAUCACCCGAUCCUUCGCACGUAUCCACGAGACCAACUUGAAGAAGCAGGGUAUGCUUCCUUUGACCUUCAGCGACCCAGCAGACUACGACAAGAUCAAGCCAGACGACCGCAUUGACCUGAAGUGCACCGAGGUUGCAGUUGGUCAGCCAGUGACGAUGGUCGUACACCCAGCAGCCGGCGGCAAGGCAUUCGACGUCAAGCUCAGCCACACCUUCAACGAGUCGCAACUCGAGUGGUUCAAGAACGGCAGCGCUUUGAACACAAUGGCCAAGCACGCGGGUGCGAGGUAA
Messenger RNA from Fulvia fulva, 930 nucleotides. RefSeq names its product Aconitate hydratase, mitochondrial. The transcript is spliced from 2 exons. Gene Ontology annotation, molecular function: 4 iron, 4 sulfur cluster binding; aconitate hydratase activity. Bases 1 to 930 code for a protein of 309 amino acids. Gene Ontology annotation, biological process: tricarboxylic acid cycle. The record is from RefSeq and is a predicted model, not a curated record. Gene Ontology annotation, cellular component: mitochondrion; cytosol. NCBI's taxonomy places the organism in Eukaryota, Fungi, Ascomycota, Dothideomycetes, Mycosphaerellales, Mycosphaerellaceae.